AUGGCCCCCUCCGGUAAGGGCCCUGACGCCGAGCAGCACCAUGGCGCUGUCUUCUCCGUCUCCGGUCCCGUCGUCGUGGCCGAGAACAUGAUCGGUUGUGCCAUGUACGAACUGGUACCUGGUUUGACGGUUGGCGACCCUGUUAUGCGGACCGGGAAACCCCUGUCAGUCGAGCUGGGCCCCGGUUUGAUGGAAACGAUCUACGACGGUAUUCAACGCCCCCUGAAGGAUAUUUCCGAGGAAUCCGGAAGCAUCUACAUUCCUCGCGGUAUUUCGGUGAACGCUUUGGAUCGUAAGAAGAAGUGGGACUUCAAGCCUGGCCAGUACAAGGUGGGCGACCACAUCACCGGUGGUGAUAUCUGGGGUACUGUGUUCGAGAACAGCUUGGUACACGACCACAAGAUCCUCCUGCCGCCUCGAGCUCGGGGUACCAUCACCCGCCUCGCCCCCGCCGGUAGUUACACGGUCGAAGAGAAGCUGUUGGAGAUCGAAUUCGAUGGCAAGAAGUCGGAAUACGGGAUGAUGCACACCUGGCCCGUCCGUGUUCCUCGCCCGGUCAACGAGAAGCUCCCGUCCGACGCCCCCUUCAUCGUCGGUCAGCGUGUCUUGGACUCUCUUUUCCCUAGUGUGCAGGGUGGUACCGUCUGUAUUCCCGGUGCGUUCGGUUGCGGCAAGACUGUCAUUUCCCAGAGUGUGUCCAAGUUCUCCAACAGUGAUAUCAUCGUCUACGUUGGAUGUGGUGAGCGCGGUAAUGAGAUGGCCGAAGUGUUGAUGGACUUUCCCGAGCUCUCGAUCGACGUCGAGGGCCGCAAGGAACCCAUCAUGAAGCGUACGUGCUUGAUCGCCAACACCUCCAACAUGCCUGUCGCCGCCCGUGAAGCCUCCAUCUACACCGGUAUUACGAUCGCCGAGUACUUCCGUGACCAGGGUAAGAACGUGGCUAUGAUGGCGGAUUCCAGUUCCCGGUGGGCUGAGGCACUGCGUGAAAUCUCGGGUCGUCUGGGAGAGAUGCCUGCCGAUCAGGGUUUCCCUGCUUAUCUCGGAGCGAAGCUGGCCUCGUUCUACGAACGUGCGGGUAAGAGUGUCGCGUUGGGAAGCCCCGAGAGAAAUGGUAGUGUCAGUAUCGUCGGUGCCGUCAGUCCCCCCGGUGGUGACUUCUCCGACCCCGUCACCAGCAGUACUCUGAGUAUUGUCCAGGUGUUCUGGGGUCUUGACAAGAAGCUGGCGCAGCGGAAGCACUUCCCGUCGAUCAACACUUCGAUCUCCUACAGUAAAUACACCACCGUCCUCGACCGGUACUACGAGAAGCACCAUCCGGAGUUCCCCCGCCUGCGCGACCAGAUCCGAGAGCUCCUCACUAAGUCUGAGGAUCUGGACCAGGUCGUGCAGCUGGUGGGUAAGGCGGCGCUGGGAGAUUCGGAUAAGAUUACGCUGGACGUGGCGGCUAUGGUGAAGGAUGAUUUCCUGCAGCAGAACGGAUACAGUGAUUACGACCAGUUCUGCCCUCUGUGGAAGACGGAGUACAUGAUGAAGGCGUUCAUGGGAUACCAUGAUGAGGCGCAGAAGGCGGUUGCGCAGGGCCAGAACUGGGUGCGGGUGCGUGAUGCCACCAGCGACAUCCAGACGGCGCUGCGUGGGAUGAAGUUCGAGGUGCCCGAGAACGAGGGUGAAGUAUCCGCGAAGGUAUGUUAUGUUCCUUCCCUAACCUUACGAGAAAUACUGACGAUUCGUAGUAUGAGAAGAUUCUCCAGAGCAUGUCGGAGCGGUUUGCCUCGGUUUCGGAUGAGUAGAGGUGAUGGGGGUGUGAGUCUGUAG
Messenger RNA from Aspergillus terreus NIH2624, 1815 nucleotides. RefSeq names its product H(+)-transporting V1 sector ATPase subunit A. Gene Ontology annotation, molecular function: ATP binding; ATP hydrolysis activity; proton-transporting ATPase activity, rotational mechanism. Gene Ontology annotation, biological process: proton transmembrane transport; ATP metabolic process. The transcript has 3 exons. The coding region runs from base 1 to 1815 and encodes 604 amino acids. NCBI's taxonomy places the organism in Eukaryota, Fungi, Ascomycota, Eurotiomycetes, Eurotiales, Aspergillaceae. The record is from RefSeq and is a predicted model, not a curated record. Gene Ontology annotation, cellular component: proton-transporting V-type ATPase, V1 domain; fungal-type vacuole membrane.